This is a messenger RNA of Durusdinium trenchii, 3665 nucleotides long. NCBI's taxonomy places the organism in Eukaryota, Dinophyceae, Suessiales, Symbiodiniaceae. The record is from the annotation of a GenBank genome assembly.
UUGGGGUUAAGCAGGUUUUGUUGUGCUUUACUGGUGUGUGUCGGUUUGUAGGGGAACCCCAACAGUUCCCAGGAUGGCCUUGAGUCUUUAAUGCCUGCUGGCAGGUGAAUGCCAUCAAUAGCGAGCACCAAAAGAAUGUGCCGAACGAUGUGUACCGCUUGGGCCAGGUGCUGAAUAGUCGUGCGAACCCGCAGCACCCGUACCACCGCUUCGGGACUGGCAAUGUGAAGACUCUCCUGGAGGAUACGGCCGCCAAAGGCAUCAACUUGAGGGCCCAGCUCUUGGCAUACUACCAACGCUUCUACCGUGCACCACUCAUGACGCUGUGCCUCAUUGGCAAAGAGCCCCUGAGUGAACUACAAGGCUAUGCGGAGCGGUUCUUUGGGAAGAUCCCGGGCGAUGGAGGUGAGGAGCCGGAAGCGGCCUAUGGAGACCGUCCCCUCUUCUUGCCCUCGGCCUUCACCCAAGGCGUGGAAGCGGUGCCCGUGGCGGACGUGCGGUCGCUUCAGGUGGUCUUCCCGGUCGACUUCGCGCCCCAUGGCCACGUGGUGCAGCUGGAGGAGGCACCACCAGGACCAGAGGCCGCGACGGGUGACGCACGCAUGCGUUUGGAUCACUGGCGUUGGUACAAUCCCAGCUCGCAUGUGGGCGCCCUCUUGGGUCACGAGGGGCCCAAGAGUUUGACGUCGCUCCUCCGGAAGCGAGGGUGGAUCACAGAGCUGGAGGUGGGUGGCGCCGACAACACCACCACCUUUGCAAUGCUGGUGGUGUCCAUGGAGCUCACGGACGAAGGCUUUCGGCAGAAGGACGAGAUUCUGAAGAUCCUCUUUGGCUACCUGAACUUCGUGAGACAGUUGACGGAGUUUCCCAAGGAGUUGGUGUCGGAGAACCUGCGGAUCUCGGACUGUGCGUGGAUCACACGGGAGGAGCCAGGUCCACAAGAUGCAGCAGUGCUCUUCGCAGGCUCCAUGCAGGACUGGGCCGUCCCGAAGUACUACCUCUCCGGGAAUGCGCGGCUUCGUGAUGGGCCUGGUCUACAAGACACCGUUGCGAAGCUCUUGCAAUUGCUGCGGCCUUCCAACGCACUGGUCACCGUGGUCUCAAGAAGUUGCGCUGGAACUCUGACGGAACCCUGGUAUGGCACGCGCUACAGCCUCAAGGACUUGACCCGCCUCCAAAAGGAGUGGCAGAACGCCUCGCUGGCGCCGGGACUAGGCCUUCCGGAUCCGAACCCCUUCUUGCCAAGGAGCUUGGAGUUGAAGGCGCCGCGGCGCGGCCUGCCGACGGAGCUGCGGGCCGCGUUCGCGGCACCGGCGAAGAGGAGCGAGGACGCCUGGGAGGCCUACUUCCGGCAGGACACCGAGUACGGUGUCCCCAAGGCCUUUGUCUUUGUAGAGCUGCCCACCUCCGUGCCGCGAGGCGACCCCAAGCGCACGGUGGCCGCUCGGCUGUACGAAGCCAUCAUCCAGGAUGCCUUGCAGGAGUCUUUGCUCUACAACGCGCAAGUGGCAGGCCUUUCCUUCAGCUUGAGUACCUCCACACGUGGCGUCCAGUUGUUCUUCGGCGGCUUCGACGACCGCCUCGAGGACUUCGCCGCCGCGGCGCUGCGCGCGGCGCUGGGCGUGGAGGCGGCGCAGCAGCGGCGGAGCUUUGAGGCGCAGCUUGACCGGCUGCGACGGGACUUGGAGUCCUUUGCCAGCCAACCACCGAUCAGUCAAGCAGCCUACUGGUCAGGUCUUGCCCUGAUACGGCCUGAGUUCUCUUUGCAGGAGCUUCUCGAGGCCACGAAGCGCCUCAGGUUGGAGGACGUCAGUUCCUUUGCCGUGGAACUUUGGGACUCCUGUCGCCGCAGCAGCAGAAACGCGCCAAGUGCCUCACUCUGCUGGGGCAACCUGCGGGAGGACGAGGGUGAGAGCUUGGUGAGGCGGAUCCGGGACAUCUUGGGCGUGCGCCUGCGAGAGGAGGUGAAGGAAGCGCCAGCACCGCGCAUUGCACAAGUGCCCGUGAGGCCACAAGGGCCAGGCGUGGUGCUGGUGCACGAGGUUAUGGACGGCACGGAGGAGAAUGCCGCCGUGGAGGUGAUCUUCCAAGGAGGCACCACGCGAGGUGGAGCGCCAGAAGCCUUGGAGCGCUUGGCUGAGAUGCAGGUGCUGUCCUCGGUGAUGAGCGAUGCGUUCUAUGAGCAGCUUCGCACGCGUGAGCAGCUGGGCUACAUCGUCUCCUGCCGUGCCGACCGCAACGAGGGCGUCUUCAGCCGCUUUUCGUGCGAAUGGAACAAGGUGCUGAAGCGGAUCGAUGCCUUUCUGGACUCGGUGCCCGACACGCUGAAGGCCAAGAGCGACGCUGAGAUCCAGAGCUUGGCGGACUCUCUGGCGCAGGCGGUGUCCAACCCGACCGGACCGGACGACGGACGACGGUGCGAUCCGUCCCAUGUCGAGACCGUGGAACUGGGAGACCGAGACUGGGACCCGUCCGAGAUGUUCACAACCAACGACCGGAAAGGCACCGAGCUGGCGCGCUUGGCGCGGCCACAGCAGUUGCUGAGCGCCGUGGAACGGUCAUGGGGAGAGAUCCGGAGCCAAGAGUUCCUGUGGUCGCGGCCCUUGGACGAGGCCUUGGCGUUGCGGAAGGUGCGCAAGGCGCAGGUGAUCGAGGCCUUUAACCGCUGGGUGCGCCCGGGCGGCGCCGAGCGCCGCCGGCUCUGCUCGCUGGUGCUGCGCGGCGCUGAGGCGGCUGCGCGGCAGCUGGAGGGCGAGGGAGCCGAGGUAACGAAGCUCAAAGAGGGGAAGCGUGCCAACCGUGGACCGGCAGCGGAGGUUUUGGAGCAGAUGUUGCAGUGGCAGCCGGGCAAAGUUGGUACCAUGGACUCACUCGGGCAGAGGCCUGAGGCAAUGGAGGAACCGCUGGCCGCCGUGGCGGAAGAGAUUGGGCGAGCUUUGGCCGUAGUCGAGGAGACUAUGGACCAGGUCGGCGUCUGGGUCGAGCAAGAUGCGCGAGAUCGUGUGGCAGCAGAGGCAGCGGUGCUCCCGGCCGCCCCCCCUUCGCCAACUUUGUUGGACGCAGCUUUGAGCGCCUCCGGUGAGAUCGCCGAUUUCUUCCAACGCUUGACGGCAGUCCUGGCACCGUCUAUCUCUGCAAACCGGAAAAUGUUGGCCACCGCUUUGAAAGCCGUGCACUCUUUGCCCAGUGUCCUGCAGAACGUCGUUCAGCAGCGCUCUGCAAGAGGAGCCAACUGGAAUGAUUUAACCCGACCGGAGAACGUGGAGUGGGCCGUGCACGAUGGAACAGAUGCAGAACCAAGGUAUCAGCUGGCCAUGUGCAAAGAUCGUUCCUUUGAGUACGUUGACAAGGCGUCUCUGUACAGCACCAUUUUGGUGCGCCUGGUGGUGGAUGGGGUUGAAGAGACUGCAAAUGGGCUGAACGCAGUGGAUCGCCAAGCCGUGCUCGAGGCCAUCUGCGUGCAUUUCAAUGAGGCAGCCAGGCAGCAAGGUCAGCCGUCGAGGCUUUUGAUCGCGCAGGGUGGCGCCCGAGCCAUCAAAUUCGACCUUGAUCCUACCGACAUCGACCGCCAGUACGGCGGCUGGGCCAAAAGAGUGACCAAGCGGCAGGCGGAGACUCAUGUGGCAGUCGGUCGCCCUGGCAGGGUGCUGCAGAGGUUGGACUGA